Molecule: messenger RNA, 694 nt
Organism: Capsella rubella
Lineage: Eukaryota; Viridiplantae; Streptophyta; Magnoliopsida; Brassicales; Brassicaceae
Exons: 3
Coding region: 58-579 (173 amino acids)
Source: RefSeq, a predicted model, not a curated record
AAUAUCCAAUCUCUUUUGCAUGUUUGGUGUUGUAAAGCAGUGGACAGAGAGGCGACGAUGAGUACUAUGAAGCCAAGCCGGAGCGACGAAGUAACCAAUCUGGAAGAGCAGAUCAAGAACUCAAACCAGAUCAGAGCUGAUUUCGAUUCUUUAGCCCCCAAACGACCAACUAAACCCACUCGGAGCGAACCUGGAGCUCCUGGAUCUUUCUCUACUUCUGACGAAACCACCGACCAUCCUGAAGCUGACAAAUUCCGAUCUCUCCAGUCACAAACUCAUGGUCAGGUUCUAGGUGAGGGAGAUUCAUCUGCAGUAGAUGAGUUCUUGGAAACAGAGUAUUACACAAAUCUUACCGCCAUUGAUAAGCAACAUCACACGACUGGAAGUGGGUUUAUCAAUGUGGUGAAGGAAGACGGUGGUGGAGAGACCGAGGCCGUCACCGCCGCCGCAAUAGGAGACGGAGGAGAAAAAGCAGUUUACAGAAGCAAUCCGGCGACGAACGAAUGGAUUCCUGCUGCCUCGGAGGAAGAUCUUGUGUCCGAAUCUUCGUUUAAACCUAACCGGAGCGAGAGUUCUUGAAUGGGAAGAUCUUUCAAAAUUGUGUUAUCCACUUGUUCCAGAUGUUCUGUUUCUUGAUAUUAUUAUGGUUAUUAAAAUAUUUAUUAAUAAAUAAUAUAUGUUUGUUUGUCUUCAA